This is a messenger RNA of Octodon degus (degu), 2438 nucleotides long. It is a transcript of the gene Enpp5, whose product is annotated as ectonucleotide pyrophosphatase/phosphodiesterase 5 (putative). Bases 137 to 1570 code for a protein of 477 amino acids. The transcript has 4 exons. Lineage: Eukaryota; Metazoa; Chordata; Mammalia; Rodentia; Octodontidae. The record is from RefSeq and is a predicted model, not a curated record.
ACAGGGUCAGGUGCCUGCGAGGCUGCGCAGGUGCAGCGUCUCCGAGACAGCGACGGCGUUGCGGCCUGGUCCUCGCUGAGACCGCGAGCCUGCAGAGGCAGAUUACUUUACACUGAGCUGAUCAAGUACUUUGAAAAUGAUUUCCAAGCUUCUCUUGGUGUCUUUCACAAUUGCUAUCCUAACUCUUUCAACUGCAUUCUCUCUCCGACCAGACCAGCAAAAAGUUCUACUAGUUUCCUUUGAUGGAUUCCGCUGGGAUUACUUAUAUAAAGUUCCAACUCCCCACUUCCAUGAGCUCAUGAAACAUGGUGUUCAUGUGAAGCAGGUUACUAAUGUUUUUAUUACAAAGACCUACCCCAACCACUAUACCAUGGUCACUGGCCUCUUCGCGGAGAAUCACGGGAUUGUUGCAAAUGACAUGUUUGAUCCUGUUCUGAAUAAAUCUUUCUCCCUGGACCACAUGAAUAUUUAUGAUUCUGAGUUUUGGGAAGAAGCCACACCCAUAUGGAUCACCAAUCAGAAGGCAGGACAUGCCAGUGGCUCAGCCAUGUGGCCUGGGGCUGACGUAAAGAUUCAUGAGCAUUUUCCAACCCACUACAUGCCUUACAACGAGUCCAUUUCAUUUGAAGAAAGAGUUGCCAAAAUCAUAGAAUGGUUCACAUCAGAAGAGCCCAUAAAUCUUGGUCUUCUCUACUGGGAAGAGCCUGAUGACAUGGGCCACCAGCUGGGACCCGAUAACCCGCUCAUGGGGCCAGUCAUUUCAGAUAUUGACCACAAGCUAGGAUAUCUCAUACAGAUGCUAAAGAAAGCAAAGCUGUGGAACGUGGUCAACCUAAUUGUCACGAGCGACCAUGGAAUGACCCAGUGUUCUAAGGAAAGGGUGAUAGAGCUUGAUCAGUAUCUGGAUAGAGACCACUACACCCUGAUUGACCAAUCUCCAGUCGCUGCCAUCUUACCUAAAGAAGGUAAACUCGAUGAAGUCUAUGAAGCACUGGCUGAUGCUCACCCUAACCUUACUGUUUACAAAAAAGAGGAGGUUCCGGAGAGAUGGCAUUACAAGUACAACAAGCGGAUCCAGCCGGUUGUGGCGGUGGCCGACGAAGGGUGGUAUAUUUUACAGAAUAAGUCAGAUGAAUUUCUGUUAGGCAACCAUGGUUAUGAUAAUGCAUUAGCAGAAAUGCAUCCAAUAUUUUUAGCCCACGGUCCUGCCUUCCGAAAGAAUUUCACAAAAGAAGCCAUGAACUCCACAGAUCUGUACCCCCUGCUGUGCCACCUCCUCAGUCUCACCGCCCUGCCACACAAUGGAUCCCUCAGCAAUGUCCAGGACCUGCUCAGUUCUGCAACUCCAAAGGCAAUUCCUUACACACAGAGCACGACCCUCCUCCCGGGGGGCGACCACCUAGGAGAGCUUGGGCAAGAGGAGUCCUACCCUUACUUCCUCGGGAUCUCUCUUGGCUGCAUCAUAGUGAUUGUAUUUUUUGUAAUUUUCCUUAAGCAUUUAAUUCACAGUCAACUACCUGCCUUACACGAUAUGCAGGCUGAAAUUGCUCAACCAUUACUACAAGCUUAAUGCUUCUCUUGAGAUGGAAUUGCACAUUGGAGAUUGCACGAUUGUGUCAAUGUUGACGUUUCAAAUUCUAAAAAAAGGACAGUUUCAGACAUCUGCAGAGAGGUUAGUACAUACCAUAUCUCAGUACACACACACACAAACACACACACCCCAAAACACUUAUCCCUGCAGAGCAUGAGAGUAUUUUCCCAUAUUCUCUCUCCCUUAGGGAUAGACAAAUCCCCGCUUCCUUUGAACUUGACACAUACAUGUACAUAUUUAGCAACUUUGCACUAAGUACCUUACGCAUCGCACUUUAAAUUACUCUUGAGUAAGUACUUUUUUGAAAUGCACUUUACAAAUAGUUCUGUCAUAACUUGGGUGGAUAAUACACAUACUCGUAUUUCACAGAAUUUCUAAUCAUUCCUGGAGAAUGUGAGAAUCCAGCUUCUUAACUUGGUAGGCAAGAAGAAAGUGAAAUAGUUGAAAUCAGUGAGCUCAACUUUGUCCCCGGGGUUUGGAGGGACACAUCCCCAGCAGCAGGCUGCAUCUGUGGGUGUUUGUCAUAGUUCUUUCCAAAGGAUAUAGGACUUCCUUUGUUUUUCCUGCAAAGAGACUUAAAUACCGACAGAUUUACCAUCAAUAUUAUUCCUGUUAUCAAAUCAAAUGUAUUAUUGCUGUUCUCUGUUGAUUCCUGUACUCUGAUUUCCACAAUAGCGAAGACUCCAUGAUCAGAGGUUUCUUUUCCAUGUAGCCCAGCAGUGGCCUGAGGAGCAGAGGUCAGGCACCAUCUCCGCAGUGUUUUCUAUUGUCUGUAAUUAUUUGCUUCUUUUAAAUCUCUAUUAAUCGCAUUAAAAAUCAUAUGAGAUAAAACAGUGUUUGGGGUUUG